AAUUAGUCGACGUUCUUGACUAUAAACGACUAGACGGCACAACAUGUCGCACAUCAUAUAUACAGCACCUGGGUGUGGACGAUGAGCAUCUAACCGGCUGUGAUAGACCGCUCUCUCUUCGUCAUCGAAACAGUCCAGACGAACAUGUCCAACGAGUCCAAAACUCCCUCGUUCGAGGAUGCUGAGAAGAGCGUCUCCGUCCCAGGCUCCGAUGCCGAUGUGACCAGCAGGCCAGUGACCUCGAGUGCCAGCGACGUUCCCAAUGGAGGUGCCAAAGCAUGGCUACAAGUCCUCGGCUCCUUCUUUCUCUUUUUCAAUACUUGGGGCAUAUUGAAUGCAUUCGGCACCUAUGAGACCUACUACGGCACCGGAAUUCUUUCAUCAUCUUCGCCCUCGCAGAUCGCUUGGAUCGGCUCGAUUCAAGCUUUCCUCUUGCUGUUCGUCGGCAGUGUGACUGGACCGCUGUACGAUGCUGGCUAUGUCCACCAACUGCUCUGGGUGGGAUCACUCCUCGUGGUGGCCGGCCAGAUGCUCUUGAGUCUAUGCACCACCUACACCGAGGUCGUUCUCGCUCAAGCAGUGACCAUAGGCAUCGGCACCGGCCUUCUCUUUGUACCGGCCGUGGCCAUUCUCCAGCAGUAUUUCAGCACCCGCAUCGCCGCAGCUACAGGACUCUCUGCUGCUGGUGGUAGUAUCGGAGGCGUGAUAUAUCCCAUCGUCUUUCACAGACUGCAGCCUCGCAUCGGAUUCCCGUGGGCUACUCGUGUACUUGGGUUCAUCGCUCUGGCGGGGCUUUCGGUCUCGAUCAUGGUGAUACGGGUUCGGGUCUCGCCUCCGCAACGCAGGAAGCUCAUAGAUCUUACUGCAUUCGUGGAUCUCCCAUUCAUGCUCUUUUCAGUGGGCUGCAUUCUGGCGUUCAUGGGCAUGUACGCACCCUUCUUCUUCGUGGAAAGCUAUGUUAUUCGCAACAAUAUCUUGAGCGAGAACAUGGGUUUCUACCUCCUGUCAAUCAUGAAUGGAACCAGUCUUUUCGGUCGCAUCUUCCCCAACGCUGGCGCCGAUAAGACAGGUCCGCUCAACAUGAUCAUCCCAUGUGGUGCGAUCACUGGCAUGCUAUGUCUCUGUCUCAUCGCUGCGAAAAGUUCCGCUGCCGUCAUCGUUCUCAUGGCACUAUACGGUUUCUUCUCUGGCAGUCUAGUGUCGCUGCCGCCGACGAUCUUCGCAAGCCUGACCAAGGAUCGAAGAGUCAUAGGCACCCGGAUGGGAAUGGGAUUCGCACUGUCAUCCGUCGGGGUCCUGGUGGGCUCUCCCAUUGCGGGUCAGAUUCUGGGCGCAAGUGGUUUCACGAACGUCUGGGUGUUUGGGGGCGUGUUGACCCUUGCAGGAGUCGCAUCCAUGUUGGCAGCGAGGCUCGUCUCGGCAGGACCGAAGCUCAUGGUGAAAGCUUGAUUACGUGCAUUAAUCAUUCGGUAGAUGUACACACCUUGGGCGAUGGCGUUAUUUUUACAGACAGGCAUUCACCAUGAAGGGAUUUGCUCAAUUGUGUAUAGCGAGGAAGGUCUCUACAUUAAUAACAUGUCCAAUCCAGCCCCUAGGGCAAUAGAUAGAUCAAAAGAAUGGC
Molecule: messenger RNA, 1621 nt
Organism: Sphaerulina musiva SO2202
Lineage: Eukaryota; Fungi; Ascomycota; Dothideomycetes; Mycosphaerellales; Mycosphaerellaceae
Product: MFS general substrate transporter
Exons: 4
Coding region: 145-1449 (434 amino acids)
Biological process (GO): transmembrane transport
Cellular component (GO): fungal-type vacuole membrane
Molecular function (GO): transmembrane transporter activity
Source: RefSeq, a predicted model, not a curated record